UUUUUUUUUUUUUUUUUUUUAUCGUGAGCCGGUCAAGAUGGCGGCGGUACUACCAAGACGGAGCAGCCGCUCGGCUUAAUCGAUCAUUUUUCUCUAAAUCACCCGGGCAGAUCGGAUUAAAACCGACCGAAUCGCGCGGCACAACUGUGUGAAAUCCCCCGCGGCCUGCGAUAUCCAACGUGAGACCCUAUCGCGUUAAACCCGGUGUUUUUUUUCACGGAAAUGCUCUUACUCUAGUUUAUGUGUCUCGUCCAUUAUCUGUAUUGGGCAGAAUGGGAGAAAAGCUGGAGUUAAAACUGAAGUCGCCGGUCGGAGCCGAAGCUGCAGGCUACCCGUGGCCCUUACCUGUAUAUGAUAAACAUCAUGAUGCUGCACAUGAAAUCAUCGAAACUAUUCGGUAAGUUUGUUUGGAUGUCCCAGAUCUCAAGCUGGCCAUGGAGAACUAUGUUCUUAUCGACUACGACACCAAGAGCUUUGAGAGUAUGCAGAGACUGUGUGAUAAGUACAACAGAGCCAUUGACAGCAUUCACCAACUGUGGAAAGGGACCACCCAACCCAUGAAACUGAACAAGCGGCCUUCCAACGGCCUGCUGCGUCACAUCCUGCAGCAGGUCUACAACCACUCCGUCACCGACCCAGAGAAACUUAACAACUACGAGCCGUUCUCUCCUGAGGUGUACGGAGAGACCUCUUUCGACCUGGUGGCUCAGAUCAUUGAUGAGAUGGAGAUGUUGGAAGAGGACACCUUUGUGGAUCUGGGCAGUGGAGUUGGUCAGGUAGUCCUGCAAGUUGCUGCAGCCACCAACUGUAAACACUACUAUGGCGUGGAGAAAGCAGACAUUCCAGCAACCUAUGCAGAGUCAAUGGACAGGGAGUUUAAGAGAUGGAUGAAGUGGUAUGGCAAAAAACAUGGCGAGUACACGCUGGAAAGGGGAGAUUUCCUUUCAGAAGAAUGGAAGGAACGAAUAGCCAACACAAGUGUUAUUUUUGUGAAUAACUUUGCCUUUGGUCCUGAGGUGGACCACCAGCUGAAGGAACGAUUUGCCAACAUGAAGGAAGGUGGAAAAAUUGUAUCCUCAAAGCCUUUUGCACCUCUUAACUUCAGAAUAAACAGUCGAAACUUGAGUGAUAUUGGCACAAUAAUGAGAGUAGUUGAACUGUCCCCUCUGAGGGGAUCGGUUUCGUGGACGGGGAAGCCAGUGUCGUACUAUCUGCAUACGAUAGACCGCACCAUACUUGAAAACUAUUUUUCUUGUCUCAAAAAUCCUAAACUCAGGGAGGAGCAGGAGGCAGCCAGAAGGCGCCAGCAGAAGGACAGUAAGGAGAAUAAGAGCAACUCCACCACCCCGACCAAGCCCAAGGAGCACAAGGUGAUUUAUGAUUUUGUUUGUGAUUUUUUUUUUUUAAACUCUCUCGUGCCAGUGAAACCGUCACCCAAACCCCGCCGGGCCAAACUGCUGUCCAGGGGCCGCAAGCUCGGCAACAGGAAGCGUGGGCGACCUAAGAAGGCUGCUGCUGCCACUGCAGCUGAGCGCAAAAACAAGAAGAGCCAGAGCGCCCUUGAUCUGCUGCACGCUAAGACCCUCUCAGCAGCCCCCCCUCAGGAUGCAUACAGGUCACCUCAGAGUCCAUUCUAUCAGCUACCUCCCAAAGUGCAGCAUUAUACAUCAAGCCAGCUUCUCAUGGGCCCCACUCCACCAGCCCUGCAGGCUCUUCUCGAUAACGUGAAAGUCCAGUACCUGCAGUUCAUGGCCUACAUGAAGACACCACAGUACCGUGCCAACCUGCAGCAAGCCCUUGAGCAGGAAAAGCUGAGACACACAGAACUGUCCGGUCAGGCCCAGCAGCUGCUCAAUGCUUGUCAUGCUCAUAAGGAGAGGAUCAGAGACCUUUUCCAGUCCAAACUGGAAGAGCUGGGUGUGAAGGCGGUGACUGUGGAGGACCUGGUACAAGCUCAGAAGGAGAUCACAGCCCACAACAUGCAGCUGAGGGAGCAGACCAAACAGCUGGAGAGGGACAUGGCGGAGCUCCGUGAUCAGAGCCUGGUGCUGCUGAAGGCUCGGUGUGAGGAGCUCAAGCUGGAUUGGGGAUCUCUGUGUUUGGAGACUCUGUUGAAAGAGAAAGCAGCUCUGCGAAGACAAAUCUCGGAGAAACAGCGCCACUGUCUGGAGCUCCAGAUCAGCAUCGUUGAACUAGAGAAGAGCCAGAGGCAGCAAGAGCUCCUGCAGCUCAAGUCUUACAACCCGUGUGAGGAGUCCCCCUACCAAAAGGCCCUUCCUGGUCCAGAUCCCCGGCCCACGCUGGAUUCCGACACCCCCAAACUCACCCCACACGCCUCAGCUUCUGUGGGGCUCAACGGCCUCAGCCCUGAGUUAUCCAUCAAUGGUACGGCCUCGCCGGGUUACGAGAGAGGCAGUGGUGGUGGAAUAGGCAAAAACGAGCUCCUCACCCGCUACCUGCCCAUAUCCCCUGACCACGAAAUUGUGCCGCCCACCCCAGACUCAAGAACCAGGCAGCUAGGGCAACCCCUGCCCGACUACACCCGUUUUUCUCCUGCUAAGAUCGCCCUCCGCAGGCACCUCAACCAAGAUUCGGCUGCCAAUCAGUUUAGAGCCCUUGGCAACAUCCACUGGGGUGACACCGGGGCUGUUUCAUGUCCAAUGCUGGGAUUAAAACAUUCUUGCUCUUCACCCAGUUCAGCUGAUAUUCUAGCCACUACCACACCCAGGAGCACAGAUAAGGAAAAGAGCCUGGCUGCCCCCGGCGACACCAUAACCAGUCUACCAAUCAGCAUCCCCCUCAGCACUGUUCAUCCAAGCAAACUUCCUGUCAGCAUCCCACUGGCCAGCGUGGUGCUGCCGAACCGUGCAGAAAGAUUGAGGAGCACUCCUAGUCCAGUUUCGAAUUCAGCAGGACAGAGCAAUGGCAAGCCACCUCUCACGCCUACCUCAGGGUAUUCCUCCAGCUCAGGGUUGGUGAAUGGCUCUCACUCCGCUAUGAUGACCGAGGACCAAGACUGUGACGCUGCAUCCCCUCCCCCUCACAGCACUCCUAUCAUGGGCCUCCAGCCUCGCGGCUCUGGCCUCAGUCCUGCGCUGGGCACUGGAGGUGUGCUGCAGUACGCUGACGGCCCACCGAGGCUUCCCCCUGAGGACGGCCAUGACCGGCACGGCCCUGAAUCUGACACGGAUCUUUUGGACAGCGAGGCUCGUCGCCGUAUCUUUUUCUCCUCGUCCUCUUCUUCCUCCUCAUCUUCGUCCUCCACGGGAGGUUCAAGGCUCCACCACGGGUCGGUAAAGCAGGGUCACCAUCAUCACAGUAAGAAUCAUCACCACCUCCACCAUCAUCAUCAUCAUCAUCACUCUCCGAGCUCCCACAGCCAAGAGGGGCGGAAACGAGGGCGGCGGAAGCGCAGCUCCUCUGGGGCCAUUCCCAUUAGCGGAUCCCCCAAAAGAAGGGCAUUUCCGGGACUUGGCUGCUCGAGCCAUUCUUCUGGAUCACCGCUCAAUAUAAAUUUAAUGGUGAACAACAUAAACCAGCCUUUGGAGAUCUCCGCCAUCUCUUCCCCGGAGCAGUCAGGACGAAGCCCGUGUGGGACAGAUCUAGAUCAGCCUCCUGUGCUUAAAAGAGAGCGUCCUCUGGAGCUCAACAACACGGGUCGUUAUUCCUCCGGCCCUAGUUCAGAUGAAGAGGGUGCCAAUUUUGCCCCGGACACCUCUAAUUCAAGCCGAAUUGAACGGAAAAUCGCCACCAUUUCCUUAGAUCGAGACGGACCCAUCAGAGAUGUGGAAAGGGGCUCGCAAGGAUGUAAAUCAGGUGCCAGUAGCGUGAGCAGUGAGGCAUCAUCUUCCUCCGGAACCAGCAAGUGGAAAUCCACCUUCUCCCCAAUCUCUGACCCCAAGCCAACUCUUACGGAUCUCCGCCAGGGUGGAUCGCCAUUCGGUUUGGGGGAUUCCCGAGGUGGUACGGACUCCGACUCGGACCAGAAACCGCAGAGGAGAGGGGAACGUGAGCGUGAGCCUUACGGGAACUCAAACCUCUUCCUCAGUCAGGAUGGCGGCGGUCGCCCAGUCGUCAACGCGUCAGAGCGGCCGCUGCAGAAACAGAAAUCGCGGGAGUGGGACCUGAAAUCUGUAGGUGGAUUGGCCAGCCAGAACCUCUUUAUAUCCGCUGCGGCCAGUGGAGGCAUCUUGAGUGGGAAAGUGGGUGGGGCCUCCACAGUUUCCUCCGCCUCCUCAGUGGGACAGUACUUCCCCCUGGGUGGGGCUUCGGUUCUCCAGUCCUUAUUUGGAGCUCAGACACCUGGACCAGCCACCGGCGGAGCCCCUCGGUUGGUCAACGGACAUUUGGCGCUCAGCGGUUUCUCCACCGGGCUGGCAGGGGGCGCUGCAGGAGGGAUUUUUCACCAUAUGGUGCCUUCAGUCUCCUCACAGCAGUCUGGGGGCAAUCUCCCGGGCCCCGGGGCCCUCAGUUCCCAGCAGAGGCAUCUGGACACGAACCCCAAACCGGGGGCCCUGUUCUUGGCCUCUGGCCCCUCGCAGCACAGCCGCACACAGACAGUCCUACAUGCGCCCUCACACCCCCUCCCUCUGCCCCCUCCCCUCCUGAGUGCAUCCUCCGCUGUCCAGUCCCAACCUUCCUCCCCACGUCCCGAGCGCCAGCAGUCCUCAAGGCAGCAGUCGUCCCUCCCCGCCUCCACCUCCUCCCCGUCUCUGGCCGCCACAUCCGCUUCCUCCACCUCCUCUGCUUCCUCCCGGCCCUUCACUGUGCACUAUCCCCCGCAUCUGCCUCCCCUGCACCCUCCUGGCAGCGCAGGUUCAGGUGGGGCUGGGGUGUCUUGGAGGACUCUGGGUAUGCAGGCGUCCUUCACGGCCUCGCAGAUCCCCUGUAAUUGCCGCAGAUGA
Messenger RNA from Cyprinus carpio (common carp), 4904 nucleotides. It is a transcript of the gene dot1l, whose product is annotated as DOT1-like histone H3K79 methyltransferase. The record is from RefSeq and is a predicted model, not a curated record. NCBI's taxonomy places the organism in Eukaryota, Metazoa, Chordata, Actinopteri, Cypriniformes, Cyprinidae. Gene Ontology annotation, cellular component: nucleus. Gene Ontology annotation, biological process: regulation of transcription regulatory region DNA binding; DNA damage checkpoint signaling; DNA repair. Gene Ontology annotation, molecular function: histone H3K79 methyltransferase activity.